UCUCCUAUAAAAGAGGACCAAUUCUUCCCCUUACCUUCCAUCGAUCAUAGUUGAGAUAUAUUGUUAGUAUUCGAUUAGAGAUUUAAGAGAUCGAAGAAUGGAGAAACAGAUUGUUCUUGCCCUCACCAUUGUUCUCUGCCACUUUGCUCUCUCUUCUGCCAUUGAUGGAACUGCAACUUACUAUACCCCUCCAUAUACACCUUCUUCGUGUUACGGGUAUGUCAACAUGGGUACGAUGAUUGCUGCGGCGAGCGAUACUAUAUGGGAUAAUCGUGCAGCCUGCGGACGAAAUUAUCGAGUGACUUGUACGGGUCCAACCAAUUCUGGUGAUCUUCACCCGUGUACAGGUGCAAGCGUUGUGGUUAAGAUUGUCGAUUAUUGCCCUUCUGGUUGCCGAGGCACCAUUGAUCUCUCCCAAGAAGCUUUCUCGGCUAUCGCACAUUUGGACGCCGGCAAGAUUAAAAUUAAUUACGUCCGGGUGUAGAGAUGGUUCGUGUGCUAUCAAAUUAAGUGAUGAAGAACAGGAGUGUAUCUGUCUUCUAAUACAUAGAAUAAAUAAUAAUGGAUUGUGCAAUAAGAAAUUAUAUUUUAUGUCAUGUAACUUUGAUUGUGCUCACCUGAGCACAAAUGUCUCUCUAUCAAUAUAAAUUUAAAUUUGCGUUUUACAUCA
Dendrobium catenatum is the source of this 670-nucleotide messenger RNA. Its product is annotated as EG45-like domain containing protein. Lineage: Eukaryota; Viridiplantae; Streptophyta; Magnoliopsida; Asparagales; Orchidaceae. Gene Ontology annotation, biological process: systemic acquired resistance. The transcript is spliced from 3 exons. Bases 98 to 484 code for a protein of 128 amino acids. Gene Ontology annotation, cellular component: cell wall; apoplast. The record is from RefSeq and is a predicted model, not a curated record.